Molecule: messenger RNA, 1513 nt
Organism: Pieris brassicae (large cabbage white)
Lineage: Eukaryota; Metazoa; Arthropoda; Insecta; Lepidoptera; Pieridae
Exons: 4
Coding region: 122-1513 (463 amino acids)
Source: RefSeq, a predicted model, not a curated record
UGGUUUUCCCUUAAACAUUCAGAAUAUCAUUAUCAAUUUAUUUCCUAAUGCCUUAUAAUAAAAUUUAGAGACGGAAUUUAAAUUAUUGUAUUUUGAUGUUUUUGUCAUUUGUCUCUCCGAUAUGGAUGGGAAAGCAUUGAUUCUUACAUUGGUGUUUGCUGUUGUUAAUAGUCAUGUGUAUUAUGGAAAAGACCGUCCUGACAGUAUUUUUGACACUCUACCACACAUGCUGCACGACAUGAUCAAAGGGCAUCGCGGAAAUAAUUACAAUCAGCAACCAGAUACAAAUAACUUCAAUCCCGAUUCCUAUGGGAGCCGAUUGAAUUCAGGAUAUCAGCAAAAUAAUAUGGGGUACCGAAAUUUGGGACAAAGUGGCUAUAAUAUACCAAAAAAUCAAGGACUUCCAAAUCCAGAACUUAAUGAACCCUCAGAAGGACUUAGAGCAGAUAACAUGGAAGAGGUACAAGGGAAACAUAAUGCAUCCGAAUUACCAAACAGAUUCAACGAUACGCCUCAAAUCUUAUAUGCAGUUAAUAUAGAUCCUUCUGAUACCAAUCAGUGGAAUCGUAAUCCUUCAGCUCCUUUAACUAAUGCAAUCACUCAAACUGCGCCCCUAACAAAUACCCAAACAUUUGUCCAAACUCCUAACCAAGCUUCAUACGCAACACUUAUAACUCCAAACCAAACUCCAUUAAUUAAUAAAGUGGCUGAACCGAAUUCAUUCGGGAACAGCAUAGUCUUACCGAAUGCAAAUGGUGGUUCCACUUUAUAUAAAAUCGUAAACCUUCCCAACACUAUUGCUAAUGCUGAUAUUCCAAGCCAAAUGUUCCAAUCCACUGAUGUAAUUUCUAACCCUGCUAGUUACCAAGUACAAAACUCGAUUCCAACAGCUAAUAGUGGAAUAAUAAACGGAAUGCCAACUUAUUAUGUUGUAUCUGUACCCAAUCAACCCUUACAAACUAUACAAACAAGUGUACCAUACACAAACGCGCCAGUCCGGUAUAGCGUCGGUUAUAUUUCUAGUAAUGGUCAAACCGUGUUAGUGCCGAGUUCUCCAGUUGUAUAUCAAAUAACUCCUCAGAAUUUUGUGCCCAUUAGUCAAAGUACUUACGUGCCUGUAUCCAGUGGUCAACCAAAUUUAAUGUCCCAGCCGUUGACAAAUCAAGGAAAUGCUGCAGUUAGCUAUGUACCUAUAUCAAAUUCGGUUAGUUCUGGGCAACAGACUUAUAUGACAGUUCCUAAUUCUCAAGGAAAUGUACCUAACUCCCAGGUCAACUAUGUCCCAGUGACAAAUGGACAAGGGAAUAUAGUAGGUCAACCGAAUUACGUAACCGUAGCUAAUGGGCAGGGAAAUACAGGGACACAAAUAAAUGUAGUGCCGGGUGCUCAAGAAACUACACCAAAUACUCAAAUCAACUAUGUGCCAGUGUCAAGUGGUCAAGAUAAUUCAGCAAACAACGGUGAAGAAAAAACAAAGAAAAAGCCGUCUAAGAAGAAGUCCAAAAAGAAGUAG